AUGCGCGAUUUCAUACUGGCCUCCGUGGUCACGGCCUCAGCCUUGUUCGUUGGACAAGCUGAUGCUGUCGCCGCCAACCCUCUUCCCAAACCCACGAGCAUCACCUGGGGCGACUCUGGCUGCUUCUCUUUUGGAUCCGUCGAACUCGAUGCGCCCAACCAUGAAGUGCUUUCUGCCGCCUUCGAUCGCGUUACCAAGACAAUCGCAGAGCUGAAAUGGAUUCCCGCAGCCACUGAAGCCCCGGUUACAUCGUUUCAGCCUUUUCCGACCCCGACCGGUGCGUCGAGAAAGAGCAGGAGGCAGUAUAGUGCGCCACCGGGAGGAAAUUGCACCGGUACGGUCACCAAGGUCAAGGUUGAUGUUGCCGACGCCCAUGCUCAGCUCCAACAUGGUGUUGACGAAUCCUACACUCUCGACCUCGCAGCUGGUUCGGAUACCAUAGACAUUACCGCGGGAACCGUCUAUGGCGCCCUCCAUGCCUUGACAACACUGCAGCAAAUUGUUAUCAAUGAUGGCUCUGGUAACAUGGUUAUCGAACAACCCGUCGCCAUCGAGGACGCGCCACUUUACCCAGUCCGUGGAAUCAUGAUAGAUACUGGUCGCAACUUCAUCACAAAAGCCAAGAUCUUUGAACAGAUCAAUGGAAUGUCUCUUUCCAAGCUCAACGUCCUGCACUGGCAUCUUAUUGAUUCUCAAUCUUGGCCUGUGGAGAUUAACGCCUUCCCUGAGAUGACCGAAGACGCCUAUUCCGCCAACGAGGUCUUCACCCAAGACAUGUUGAAGGAGGUCGUCGCCUACGCCGCCGCACGUGGUGUGCGAAUCAUCCCUGAGAUUGACAUGCCCGGCCACGCCAGCUCCGGUUGGGCGCAAAUCGACGAGUCCCUACUCACUUGCCAACACAGCUGGUGGUCUAACGACAACUGGGCACUUCAUACAGGCGUAGAACCCAACCCAGGCCAACUUGAUAUCCUCAACAACAAGACCUACGAAGUUACGGCCAAGGUGUACAAGGAAAUGACACAAGUCUUCCCAGACAGCUGGUUUCACAUUGGCGGCGACGAACUCUUUGCAAACUGCAAUAACUUCUCAUCUGCCGCCCUCGCCUUCUUCAAUAGUGGAAAGUCAAUGGGCGAUCUCUACCAAGUCUGGGUCGACCGAGCCCUGCCAAACUUCCGCGCGCAGGCAAACAAGACUUUCGUCAUGUGGGAAGAUGUCAAGCUCUCCGCUGAUGUGGCUGCUACUGGCGUUGUCCCCAAAGACGUUGUCCUCCAAGCUUGGAACAACGGCCUUGAUCACAUUAGCAAUCUCACCGCACAGGGUUACCGCGUCAUCGUUUCCAGUUCCGACUUCAUGUACCUCGACUGCGGAUAUGGAGGCUGGGUUGGAAACGAUCCCAGGUACAACGUCAUGGUUAACCCCAAUGCGACAGACGGCUCUCCUAACUUCAACUGGGGCGGCGGAGGCGGUUCUUGGUGUGCACCAUACAAGACAUGGCAACGCAUCUACGACUACGAUUUCACUUUCAACCUGACCGACAGCCAGAAAGCGCUUGUACAGGGCGCCAUCGCACCUCUGUGGUCCGAACAAGUCGACUCUGUAGUUGUAUCUCAGAAAUUGUGGCCGCGUGCCGCUGCACUCGCAGAACUUGUCUGGAGUGGUAACAAGGAUGAGAAUGGCAACAAGAGGACCACGGAACUGACACAGCGUAUUCUCAACUUUAGGGAAUACCUGGUUGCUGUUGGUGUACAGGCUAGCCCGCUGAUGCCAAAGUACUGUCUUCAGCAUCCGCAUCAGUGUGAUUUGUAUCUCAACCAGACAGCAUUGCAUGCACCUGUUGCUUAG
Molecule: messenger RNA, 1842 nt
Organism: Alternaria postmessia
Lineage: Eukaryota; Fungi; Ascomycota; Dothideomycetes; Pleosporales; Pleosporaceae
Exons: 1
Coding region: 1-1842 (613 amino acids)
Biological process (GO): carbohydrate metabolic process; glycosaminoglycan metabolic process
Cellular component (GO): membrane
Molecular function (GO): beta-N-acetylhexosaminidase activity
Source: RefSeq, a predicted model, not a curated record